AUGAAGCAGGGGCCACCGCCUCGUGAACACGUCACGGCGAUCGAAAAAUUAUUUGCCUAUCGCUUAGAGGCUGGUCAUGUGAGGGAAUCAACAUCCCCACACAGCUCGCCGACCUUCUGUGUGCGGAAGGCCACAGGAGGGUGGCGGAUAGUGCACGCGUUCAACAAACUGAACGCUGCGACGGUACCGGCUCAAACGCCGAUCCCAAGAAAGGAUGUCAUCAUAGAUGGUAUGGCAAGGAGUACCAUCUUUUCGCCCAUGAAUUUGAUCGAUGGAUUUUAUCAGAUCCUCAUGCGCGAACGGGAGAUUCCUUCCACAGUAGUGAGCACCCCCAGUGGUAUGCUCUGGAAGCGUCAAGUGGUGCCACAGGUGCUAAGUAACGCCUUUGCAACGUUCAACACAUGUGUUUCGAAUCUGUUGCGGUCGGUGCGCGACUUCACACCGAGUUACUUCUACGAUGUCUACGUCCGUAGCCGGGCUAUGGAUGGAAAGACGGACGGGAAGGUUCGUAGAAUCCACUUCCGGAAGGUCCUUACUCUAAUGCGAGAGCUUAAAUUGUUCGCGAACAUCAAAAAGUGUAUAUUCACAGCGAACGAAAUACCACUUCGUGGCUGCAUCGUGGGUAACAAUGGUGUAUACCCUGAUCCAGAAAAGAUCAAGAAGAUUAGCGAUUGGCCUUUGCCAGUCGACUAA
Peronospora matthiolae is the source of this 693-nucleotide messenger RNA. The record is from the annotation of a GenBank genome assembly. NCBI's taxonomy places the organism in Eukaryota, Oomycota, Peronosporomycetes, Peronosporales, Peronosporaceae.